AUGUUUCUGUCUCUUCCUAUGUCGACUGUUCUUAUUCCAUUUGUUUCUUUAGCAGGACUGUUCUACUUAGCCUCUGUGGAAGAAAAGUUCUCACAGGGCUGCUCUAACACAACGAGCCUUAGCUUUUAUACUCCGCUCUUGCCUAUUACCGUACCAGUGUAUGUGUUCUUCCACCUUUGGACUCAGAUGGGUGUUAAACGUUUCAGACAUAAUUAA
This is a messenger RNA of Propithecus coquereli (Coquerel's sifaka), 216 nucleotides long. RefSeq names its product phosphatidylinositol N-acetylglucosaminyltransferase subunit Y-like. NCBI's taxonomy places the organism in Eukaryota, Metazoa, Chordata, Mammalia, Primates, Indriidae. The transcript has a single exon. Bases 1 to 216 code for a protein of 71 amino acids. The record is from RefSeq and is a predicted model, not a curated record.